Molecule: messenger RNA, 3577 nt
Organism: Nannospalax galili (Upper Galilee mountains blind mole rat)
Lineage: Eukaryota; Metazoa; Chordata; Mammalia; Rodentia; Spalacidae
Gene: Lipe
Product: lipase E, hormone sensitive type
Exons: 10
Coding region: 1-3219 (1072 amino acids)
Biological process (GO): triglyceride catabolic process; cholesterol metabolic process
Cellular component (GO): cytosol
Molecular function (GO): triacylglycerol lipase activity; sterol ester esterase activity
Source: RefSeq, a predicted model, not a curated record
AUGAAGGCUGGGAGACCAACCUCUCUCACGAGGGAAACUGCAACAACAGAGCCAGGUUCCACCUCAGUAUCUAGGCCACACUGGGAACCUGAGCUACACCAGAGACCUACAGUCCAGCCAGAGCCUGGGCCAGAAAAGAUACUCACAGCCCAGCUAGGAUCCAAGACUCUGCAGGAAUUCAGUUCCCAACAGAAACAGGGACUCCAGCAUGAGCCCACUGCCCAACACAAAGCUGAAUUCCAGCAGGAACCUAGAGCGCAAUACAAAUUUGCUUUGCUCCAGAAAUUUCUUGCCCCAUUAGCCUCCCCUGCACCACAGCAAUCAUCCUCCAACCAUAGCAUGCACAUGGAUCAACCGGAAGCUACCUCCCAUCAGGGACCUGGGCCAGUGACUACAACUCCACCAGUACCACAGUUGAAAGAGGGACUUGAAGCACUGCCAACAUCUAGACCAGUAGAACCAUCUCUAGCUCAACAAGAAGCUGAGUCAACAUCCACAGCCCAGGUCACACCUGAAUCCAAAGUGAGACCCCCUACCCAGACUGAAUCUACAUCCCAAGAAACACCUGAACAGUCAGCGCCUACAGCCCAGCCAACACCUCCAGUCCAAGGAACCCAAUCCAAGAAUAGAUCUUUGAACGAGUGGGAAUUUUUAACAAGAUUGCAUGAACUAUCCAUACAGCGAACAGCCCAAGAGUGGAAGACGUUUUUUGACUGGGUCACAGAUUCUGAUACAGAAGAUUUGAAUUCAUCUUCAGAGUCAGAUUCUUCAGCCCAAAAGAGUGGGACAGUGACCCCAGGAGCCUUCAAAAAGAAACCUGAUUAUCAAACCGUGUCAGGAUAUGGUGGAACAUCGCCUUAUGGGAAGGAAAACAGCAUCCAGAGUCACAAACACUACCAAGGCACAGCUUCAGCAUUCUCACAUGGUAUGGAUCUACGCACAAUGACACAGUCACUGGUGACUCUAGCAGAAGACAACAUGGCCUUUUUCUCAAGCCAGGGUCCUGGAGAGACAGCACGACGGUUGUCCAGCAUCUUUGCAGGUGUGCGGGAGCAGGCGCUGGGCCUGGAGCCAAUCCUGGGCCGCCUGCUGGGUGUAGCGCACCAUUUCGACCUAGACACUGAGACACCGGCCAAUGGAUACCGUAGCCUGGUGCACACAGCCCGCUGCUGCCUGGCACACCUGCUACACAAAUCUCGGUAUGUGGCCUCCAACCGUCGCAGCAUCUUCUUCCGUGCCAGCCACAACCUGGCAGAACUGGAGGCCUACCUGGCUGCCCUCACCCAACUCCGUGCUCUGGCCUACUACGCCCAGCGCCUGCUGACCACCAACCGACCAGGGGUGCUCUUCUUCGAAGGAGAUGAGAGAAUCACCGCCGACUUCCUGAGAGAGUAUGUCACGCUACAUAAAGGUUGCUUCUACGGCCGCUGCCUGGGCUUCCAGUUCACGCCUGCCAUCCGGCCGUUCCUGCAGACUCUCUCCAUCGGGCUGGUGUCCUUCGGGGAACACUACAAACGCAACGAGACAGGCCUCAGUGUGACCGCCAGCUCCCUCUUCACUAGCGGCCGAUUUGCUAUAGACCCAGAGCUGCGCGGGGCAGAGUUUGAGCGAAUCAUCCAGAACCUGGAUGUGCAUUUCUGGAAAGCCUUCUGGAAUAUCACUGAGAUCGAGGUGCUGUCGUCUCUGGCCAACAUGGCAUCCACCACUGUGAGGAUAAGCCGCCUGCUCAGCCUGCCACCUGAGGCCUUUGAGAUGCCGCUGACCUCUGAUCCCAAGCUCACAGUCACCAUCUCACCUCCAUUGGCCCACACUGGACCAGGACCUGUGCUAGUCAGACUCAUCUCCUACGACCUGCGGGAAGGACAGGACAGUAAGAUGCUCAACAACCUGGUAAAGUCUGAGGGCCCACGCCUAGAGUUGCGCCCACGGCCCCAGCAAGUACCCCGUUCACGAUCCCUGGUAAUCCACAUCCAUGGCGGUGGCUUUGUGGCACAGACCUCCAAAUCCCACGAGCCCUACCUCAAGAGCUGGGCCCAGGAGCUGGGUGCACCCAUCAUCUCCAUCGACUACUCCCUGGCUCCCGAGGCCCCCUUUCCACGAGCGCUAGAGGAGUGUUUUUUCGCCUACUGCUGGGCUGUCAAGCACUGUGCCCUGCUUGGUUCAACAGGGGAGCAGAUAUGCCUUGCAGGGGACAGUGCGGGUGGGAACCUCUGCAUCACUGUGUCCCUUCGGGCAGCAGCCUAUGGGGUAAGGGUGCCAGAUGGCAUCAUGGCAGCCUACCCGGUCACCACACUGCAGCCCGCUGCCUCUCCUUCUCGUCUUCUGAGCCUCAUAGACCCACUGCUGCCACUCAGCGUGCUCUCUAAGUGUGUCAGCGCCUAUUCAGGUACAGAGACAGAGGACCACUCUGACUCAGACCAGAAGGCACUAGGCAUGAUGGGGUUGGUGCGGAGAGACACAUCCCUGCUCCUCAGAGACCUCCGCCUGGGCGCCUCCUCAUGGCUUAACUCCUUUCUGGAGCUAAGUGGACGCAAGUCCCAAAAGACCCCGGUGCCCACAGCAGAGCCUAUGCGAAGGAGUGUGUCGGAGGCAGCCCUGGCCCAGCCCGAGGGCCCGCUGGGCACAGAUUCCCUCAAGAACCUGACAGUAAAGGACCUGAGCGAAAAUAGCAGCUCGGAGACGUCAGACAGCACCGAGCUGUCGCACUCGGCGGAGACACUCGGCCCCACCACACCGUCCGACGUCAACUUUUUUCUACGGCCUGAGGAUUCCCAGGAAGAGGCUGAAGCUAGCGAUGAGAUGAGCACCAUGGACAGAAGCCCUAGCGUGCACAAGGCCUUCCCCGAGGGUUUCCACCCCCGGCGCUCCAGCCAGGGCAUCCUCCGCAUGCCCCUCUAUUCGUCACCCAUCGUCAAGAACCCCUUCAUGUCGCCUCUGCUGGCACCUGACAGCAUGCUGAAGACUCUGCCACCUGUGCACAUCGUGGCCUGCGCUCUGGACCCCAUGCUGGACGACUCCGUCAUGCUCGCGCGCCGACUGCGAGACCUGGACCAGCCGGUGACGCUGAACGUGGUGGAGGACCUGCCGCACGGCUUCCUGAGCCUGGCGGCGCUGUGCCGGGAGACCCGGCAGGCUGCGGAGCUGUGUGUGGAGCGCAUCCGCCUGGUCCUCACUCCGCCCGCCGCACCCACGCCCGCACCCACUGCGCCGCCGAAGUGAGCCCGAGCGGGACCGCGCCGGGAGACAGGGAUGGGGGGGGGGGACACUAAAGACCUCUUGCUCCCACCUGCGCCAGCCUCGUGAUGAGUGUGUUCCGGGACGGGCCGUGGGGCCCCGCGAGGGGCUCUGCGCCCGUCGGCUCCCUCCGUGGGGCUGGACGGGAGGGGGCGGGCUGUGCCUUAACUCGGGACAUAAAGGGUCGGGGGCAGGGGCCGAAGCUGAGUCUGGGGGAGGGGGACGCACACACACCGGUCACCGAGACAGCUGGACCUGCACUCCACCACUGCCUUCUACUGCUGCUGCGACCUACCACUGCUGGUGGGUUUUAUCUUUUGUAAAUAAAAGUAUAUUUAAUUAA